Molecule: messenger RNA, 1514 nt
Organism: Theobroma cacao (cacao)
Lineage: Eukaryota; Viridiplantae; Streptophyta; Magnoliopsida; Malvales; Malvaceae
Product: Core-2/I-branching beta-1,6-N-acetylglucosaminyltransferase family protein
Cellular component (GO): membrane
Molecular function (GO): glycosyltransferase activity
Source: RefSeq, a predicted model, not a curated record
AAAGCAGUAUUUCCAUUGCCUUCAUUAUUAUCUUUACAUAAUUACAAAAAAAUAUUUCCUGUAUUAUUUUCCGCCGUCGAUUUAGCUUACCAUAAAAAAAUAUUUCCACAAAUCCUCCUGCUGACACCAAAUCCCACUUUUUCUCUCUCUAGAUGUCACUCUCUUUCGCUCUCUAGGAUUUUUUUCCUUUCUCUCUCUCUCUCUCUGUGGCUGCUCAGUGUCUGAAAGUCACUCUCUUUCCACUCCAACGGAGGAAAAGGAUCAACCAUGCUGUCCCCAACCCCGCUGUCUCUUUUAUGUGCUCUGCUCCUCUGCUUGCCUUUAGCCGUUAUUAUUACAAUCAAUUCUCCGGCGACCACCACAACCACCACCGUCAUCGACGGUUCCGGAGACAACCCAGUCCCGGAUUUUGUCCCUGCAGCCAAAACCCACCAAAGAUUCUCCUUUAAACCACCGCCACUUCCGCUAGAAGAUGACAAAUCACUGUUCCGAGUCGCUGCCCGAGUCAGCUCCAAGCCCCUUCCUGGGUCUCCUAAAAAGAUUGCAUUUUUAUUCCUGACCAUAACGCCUCUCCCUUUUGCGCCCCUCUGGGAGCUUUAUUUUAACCAAACCCCUAGAAACCUCUUCAAUAUUUAUGUCCAUGCCGACCCAACUUACCCAUACGACCUGCCGUUUUCAGGCGUGUUCUCUAACCGAGUCAUCCCUUCGAAACCCGCUCUCCGUUUCACCCCUACUCUCAUCUCUGCUGCGCGGCGGUUAUUGGCUCACGCGCUGCUUCAUGAUCCAUCAAAUUACAUGUUUGCCCUUUUCUCCGCCACUUGCAUACCCAUUCACUCGUUUAACUUCGCUUACAAAACCCUAACUCGGUCCAAGAAAAGCUUCAUCGAGAUUCUGAACAACGAGAUUGGGAGUUACGACAGGUGGGCGGCGCGUGGGCCGGAUGCGAUGUUGCCGGAGGUUAAGUUGGAGGAUUUUAGGAUUGGGUCCCAGUUUUGGUCCCUGACACGUAAGCACGCGAGGCUUGUCGUUGGCGACCAGAAGAUUUGGGCCAAGUUCAAUCAACCGUGCGUGGUAUGGGACACGUGUUACCCGGAAGAAAAUUACUUUCCCACCCUCUUGCACAUGCGAGAUCAACGUGGCGUUGUGCCUGCCACUCUGACCCACGUGGACUGGAACGGCAGCUCCGAUGGUCACCCCCGCAUGUACGAGGCAUCCGAGGUGGGCCCCCAGUUGAUCAUGCAGCUUAGAAAGGACAAGCCUAGAUACGGGGACGACGGAACCAACGACUCCGAUUCGUCCGUGAUGCAGCGGCGUGACCCGUUCUUGUUCGCUCGGAAGUUUUCCCCAGAUUCAAUCCAGCCCUUGUUGAGUAUAGCUAGUGACGUCAUUUUCAAAGAUUAAAGGAUUUUUGUUUAUGAGGUCGUGUGAAUGGUAUUUUUGUAAAUUUCCUUCUUUCUACAUUCUAACAUAUAAAAAGGGAAAAAAGCUGGGAAAGAACCCAGUAAUUUUGUUUC